GUCUCGAACUAUUCAGAUUGCAUUCAAACUUCAAGAAGUGAUGAGAAAAAAAUAGAUAAAUAAAUAAAGUUGUAGAACUCAUUGGAAUACUAGAGGAACAGAGGUAAAACGACAUUGCAGAAAUUCAACGUUCACUCUGUUUGGGUAAAUCUUUGGGGGAUUGGACUACAUCCCGUAAGGCGCUUCGUUUACCAGUGUAGAGUGAAGGGGGAAAUAGGUACUGAAGAUCUAAAGAAAAUAAAUAGAGGGAAGAGGGAAGAUAAAAAGUGAGUGUAGUGUGACGGAAGCGACAAAAAAAUGCUCCUGCGGAAGUAAAAUAGUGAUGUAACGAUUAAAAAAAGUUUUUUAAAAUAAACUGUGACACGAGAAUAACAAAAACAAGAACUAAAAUAAUUUUUCCAUUAGAUCGAAGCUUUAAAAAAAAACUAGCCUGUUGACUUUACGGUCUGUCCAGACCCCGUGUUUGAGGUGUCGUCAUUGGAUAUUACGAGCGUAAAAAUACGGAAGUGGAAGUGAAUGGUGAAGGGUAGAGGGCAUGACGUGCCGCGUCACGUAGAGUUACAGAGACGCGGGGAUUUUCGCUGAGGGCUCCCCCCCUCAGUUUGUUGUAAAAAAAAGGGGGGAUAUCGGGGUGGAGAAAAAUCGCCGAGGGCGAGAUGCAGCAUCACGGGAAUCAGCAGCGACGUAUCCUCGGCCCCGCCCUCGUACUCCUGACAAUUCAAACGAUCGCACUAGUACUGGCAGGUGACCAAGAGAGAAACGUGUGGUACGAUGAGGCAACGCGGGAAAUCGAGACAAGGAUACGUGCAGCAGCGGCCUCGAGUGCCACUGGUACAACACCACCAGUUGGUGAAGCACGAGGGGUUGUAUUCUUUGUUGGUGAUGGUAUGGGUAUGAGUACACUCACCGCAGCUCGUAUUCUCUCUGGUCAGCGUAAAGGUAACACUGGCGAAGAGACCCGCCUCAUCUGGGACGAAUUUCCAGCUAUUGCACUAGCGAGGACUUACAAUAACGACGCUCAGGUCGGUGAAUCAUCGGCGUGUGCAACAGCUCUGGUCUGCGGGGUCAAGGCCAAUUACGAGACCGUUGGACUAGACUCAUCAGCAAAGUUCGACAACUGCCUCUCAAGUCAAACCGCAAGGGUACCGUCUAUUGUGCAGUGGGCGCAGGAGAGAGGCAAAUCCACAGGCCUAGUAACAACAACUCGAGUGACCCACGCCACUCCGGCGGCUCUCUACGCUCACGCCUCCAGUAGAUACUGGGAGGACGAUGGAAAAGUGCCUUCAGCCGCUAGAAUCAGUUGCAAAGACAUUGCUAAGCAACUUGUUGAAGACGAGCCGGGUAGAAACUUAAAUGUGAUUCUCGGCGGCGGCAGGAGACACUUCGUGUCUAAAGUCACGCCGGACCCUGAGGAUCCUGACAAGGAGGGAAGACGAUUGGAUGGGCGAAAUCUCAUUACCGAAUGGACAAAGAGUCAUCCGGAGCCCAAUUCUAAGUAUGUGUUCUCCAAGGAGCAGUUUGAUGAUGUUGAUCCUAGUCGGGUGGAUCAUUUGCUAGGUCUGUUUGCCUAUUCCCACAUGGACUUUGAGGUAGAUCGCAAUGCAUCCGGCACUGGUGAUCCAUCACUCACUGAAAUGACGAUAAAAGCACUGAGGAUACUCAAGAAAAACCCUAAGGGAUUCUUCUUGUUUGUCGAGGGUGGAAGGAUAGAUCAUGCUCAUCACUAUAAUAAUGCUUAUCGUGCACUGGACGAGACACUGGCAAUGGAGGAGGCAGUGCAGGCGGUCAAGAAGGAGGUCGACCUCACCGAGACGCUGCUGGUAGUCACGGCUGAUCAUUCCCAUGUAUUGACACUGGGAGGACUGGCUACACUGCGGGGAAAUCCAAUUUUCGGCUCCGAUAGCAAAAAGUCGGACGUGGAUGGGAAGCCAUACACAACCCUGUUAUACAGCAACGGUCCGGGUCACACGGAGCCACGAUCCGUCAUGCGGGAGGCUAGCAAGGAUUCUAUUCAGACAGCAGGGGUCCCUCGCUCCUGGGCGACCCACGCCGGCGAGGAUGUCCCGGUCUUCGCCAUUGGACCCCUCGCCAACAUUCUAUUCUCCGGUAGCAUCGAUCAGAGCUACAUACCCCAUGCUAUAGCCUACGCCUCGUGUAUGGGUAGACACGCCAGUCGAUGUUCCCGAGACUCAGCCAUAAUCAACGAAACAAUAAUGGCACCGAUAAGCUGUCCCUCGGCCGAGCCCAACAGUGCAGCAAUAUCCAGUGACGUGAUGAACGAUCAAGUGAGAAAUCCACCGAGCAACUCAAAUGCCCAACGGAUCACUCCACUUGUUAUCAGUCUCGUAAUCACAAUCACUGUCUACGCGACGAGUUAAUGUUCAAUGAAUACCUGAUUAUUUUUUUGUACAAAGUACGUUUCAUAGACUCAAAUUGUGAAUUCGAUUGAGGGAUUCAGACGGAAAUCCGCGGAUUUAUAGGGGAUAGAAAGUUUUUUAUGGCUCGUGGGUAGUGAAUAAAUAUGAAUAAGUCGGGGAAGCGAGGGUAGUUGGGUCAUAUCGAAUUUUAAGACUUCGGACAACAGCUUGAGGGUGGAAUAUCGGGUGUGGAAGGAGUUUUCUCUCGAGAAAACCCGAGAAAUCUUGGAAACCACUGCAUUCAUCGAUAAAUGUCAAAAAAGCUUUUACGUAGUUCAUGAAAUUCUCCAUAAAAAUGAUUUUUUGGUAUUUUUUGGUCGAUCCAAUAGAUUCUGAGAUUUUUCGAGGUUUAUCUCCCGUGCCCCAUUCUAC
Molecule: messenger RNA, 2789 nt
Organism: Diachasma alloeum
Lineage: Eukaryota; Metazoa; Arthropoda; Insecta; Hymenoptera; Braconidae
Product: alkaline phosphatase
Exons: 10
Coding region: 657-2378 (573 amino acids)
Biological process (GO): dephosphorylation
Molecular function (GO): alkaline phosphatase activity
Source: RefSeq, a predicted model, not a curated record